Messenger RNA from Ruditapes philippinarum (Manila clam), 626 nucleotides. RefSeq lists its product as uncharacterized. The coding region runs from base 152 to 502 and encodes 116 amino acids. The transcript is spliced from 3 exons. Lineage: Eukaryota; Metazoa; Mollusca; Bivalvia; Venerida; Veneridae. The record is from RefSeq and is a predicted model, not a curated record.
UAUUUUUCAUUAUCAUUAGAUAAAAAGCAAUGCAGAGGUCCAGCUUCUUCUCUUUGAGACUCAAACGAAAGCUUGUCCACCCGAAGCAUUAGCAGAAAUUCACGAAGAGCUAAAACGCAGGACACUUGCUUGGUCUGCUGUUAGAGAAGAAAUGCGUAUAAGAGACAUUCACCAAACGGACUAUUACAUAGCCAAGCUUUAUGAAAUCCUAGCUAAAGGAGGGACAUUUCAUCAACCGAUUAAUAGUGAAGGGGUGACUGAAGAAGUAAUGAAAGAGGGAUUUCAAGCAAUGAUUAAUGGUGAACACGAUCGUGCGGUACUGGAUAGAGAGUUUAAAACCAACCCUGAUAAAGAGGCAGUUUGUCCUGUGACAAGAAGUAGUGAAAUGAUACAUGAGGGAGCAAACAGAAUAUCUCGGGCUCGAGGGGAUCAAGAUCUUGACAGAUUUCUCAAAGAAGAUAUCCACAGAAUUGAACGCAAUGGCCCAGAAGAUAUAAAAUAAACGAUAAACAAUCAUAUUUGAUGUGAAGUUUACACAUAGACAUAUACAGAAUAUAAAUGAAAAACUAUAUAUAUAUUUUGAUUAUACUCGCUAUGGUUCUCGAUAACGAGAAGAACACUAAUCU